This is a messenger RNA of Sesamum indicum (sesame), 1629 nucleotides long. RefSeq names its product Uroporphyrinogen decarboxylase (gene HEME1). NCBI's taxonomy places the organism in Eukaryota, Viridiplantae, Streptophyta, Magnoliopsida, Lamiales, Pedaliaceae. Gene Ontology annotation, biological process: porphyrin-containing compound biosynthetic process. Gene Ontology annotation, molecular function: uroporphyrinogen decarboxylase activity. The record is from RefSeq and is a predicted model, not a curated record.
CGUUUUGAUCUGUGGCUUUACAGUUUUUGGACAGUUUUUUACUUUUCCUCAACCACCAAACUAAGGCGAUAAGGGGAAUAGGAGAAACCCAGCGAGCACUGAGGAACAACAAAGGGGAUCGCCAAUUUUAAUGGGCUUCUCCACCUUCAGCAGUUCCUACUGCAAUUCUUGCACAGUGGGUCUGGGCUGGAAAUCAUCGAGCUUGUUUACGCCCCUGAAUUUUCUACCCGCCGGAAGGUCCAAUGGGGUUGCGUUCUCCCGCAAGGAAGCCCACAAAUUCACUGUCCCUUGCGCAUCAGCUUCUUCUUCUGAUCCACUUUUGGUAAAGGCUGCUAGAGGAGAUCCAGUUAAUCGGCCUCCUGCAUGGAUGAUGCGUCAAGCGGGAAGGUAUAUGGCUGUUUAUAGAAAGCUUGCAGAGAAAUAUCCAUCCUUCAGAGAGAGAUCAGAGACAACUGAUCUCAUUGUGCAAAUUUCUUUGCAGCCUUGGGAAGCUUUCCAACCCGAUGGAGUUAUUAUUUUCUCUGAUAUACUUACCCCACUACCUGCAUUUGGUGUUAAUUUUGACAUAGAAGAGGUGCGGGGUCCCGUAAUACAAUCUCCCAUCCGUUCAGAAGAGGACUUGAAAACAUUGCAUCCAAUUGAUUUUGAAAAACUACAAUUUGUUGGAGAAUCUCUCCGGAUAUUGCGGAAACAGGUAGGGGAACAAACUGCAGUUUUGGGCUUUGUGGGAGCUCCCUGGACAAUUGCUACCUAUAUAGUUGAAGGUGGAACGACUCGGACAUAUACAACGAUAAAGAGUAUGUGCCAUACAGCACCACAUUUGCUAAGGGGUGUUCUCUCUCAUUUGACCAAGGCAAUAGCCGAGUACAUCAUUUUCCAAGUGGAGUCUGGAGCUCAUUGCAUACAAAUAUUUGAUUCGUGGGGCGGCCAACUGCCACCUGCUAUGUGGGACAACUGGUCUAAGCCUUAUAUCAAUGAAAUAGUAAGAGUAGUUAAGGAGAAAUGCCCUCAAACACCCCUUGUGCUCUAUAUCAACGGAAAUGGUGGUCUUCUUGAACGGAUGAAAGGAACUGGAGUUGACGUGAUUGGGCUCGACUGGACAGUUGAUAUGGCCGACGGAAGGAGGCGCCUGGGAAGUGAUAUUAGCAUACAAGGAAAUGUAGACCCUGCCUACCUAUUUUCUCCUCUUCCUGCAGUAACCAAUGAAAUUAACAGGGUUGUAAACUGUGCAGGGAGAAAGGGCCACAUUCUCAACCUAGGCCACGGAGUUCUUGUCGGUACUCCUGAGGAAGCAGUUGCCCAUUUCUUUGACGUUGCAAGAAGCAUCAACUUUGAUUCCCAAGUCGACAAUCAUGCCGUUGGGGCGCCCAAUAUGGUAGCCUGAGAGUUGAAUUUUGUGUCACAAGAUGGAAUUUUUGUUGUAUAAAUAGGCUGUUUGGUCCAGGUAUGAGGUAAGUAAUCUGAUUUUUGCAGCAUAGUCUACUCGCACUCUUUCAGGACCGUAUGUGCAUUCAGAGAAAUUGAUUCGGUUCUAUCUAUUCAAAUUCAAUUCUGAUUCUUCAUGUACUAAUGUUUAUGUAUGUUUUCUUUGGCUUUUUUUCUGGUAAAAGACAAUAUGUAUUGCUUCAA